Echinococcus granulosus is the source of this 2550-nucleotide messenger RNA. RefSeq lists its product as hypothetical. The coding region runs from base 1 to 2550 and encodes 849 amino acids. Lineage: Eukaryota; Metazoa; Platyhelminthes; Cestoda; Cyclophyllidea; Taeniidae. The transcript is spliced from 19 exons. The record is from RefSeq and is a predicted model, not a curated record.
AUGAUUGAUCUGGUCACCAGACAUGCUGAAGGCCUUCUCAACUUUUUCGUUGUUUACGAAAUUGAAACCAGAUUAAUCAGGUUUCUUUUCCCUAUUUCCACUGGCCGUGAAUUCGUUGAUCGUCUUAUUGAAUUUGGUCCAGGCUGUUGUAAAGAGCUUCGUUGUGGCGAGUUUUACAUCCUCCUCUUCACUGACAAUGAAGGUCGUUCUGAAUACGCCCACUGUCUUCAAACUGCCGAAGAUCUUCUUAUUUGUUUCACCAGCUACCUCCCUUGGUUUGAAUGUUUUCAUCGCUUACUGGAGGAAGUCAAGUCAAAGGAGCUCUAUAAGCACGAGCAACUUCCCACACUCCAGCAGUUCAUUGCAAAGUUGUACUCCUUGAAGCCUCCGCCAGCUGAAAAAAAUGCCAUUUCCAUUCCAUACCCUGUUCUUCAAAUCCCUUAUCCGCAACUCAAAGCGCGCAAUCUGCCUACGGAUAUUCGACUGCCCAUUCCAACUUCCAGUAAUCCCCACUUUUUGAAGGCCCUUGAACAUUACUAUGCAUUGGAGCCCUGUCAAUGGGUGGACAUUUUCACCAGGUCACCCGUGCCCUUCAUCGCCGGAAUUCACUCCUGCAUGUAUGAGGAAGCCAAACCUUACAUCACCUACGGCACCCGUGUAGUGGAUCUUGAUGGUCAGCGAAUUUACGUGAAUAUGCCGGAGGAGGAAUUGGACAAUGAAGCUAUCCCCACGCCUAUUCUGGAUUUCUUCGGAGUGCAGUUUACCGAUGGCACUCGUUUCCUCAAAUCAGCAAUGAACAAAAAGAGCCACGAGUUUGCGUCGUGGAAGACCUCUCAGCUGCCGGUACAGAAUUUCCUCUUCCAUCAGGCCAAACCCUUCUUCGCCAUCAUCGUCAAUCUCCUCGGAUACUUCCGCGACUGCACAAAUUCAGCUGGUCAGGUGGAUUUCCAACAGAUGAUUGCCUGCCAGGACUGCCCACAACUAAAGGCGUUCCUUCAGCGACUCUACGAGUCUCAGAUGGUGCACUGUUUUCUGGACGAGCGAUUGGCCAAACACACGGUGGAUGAAUUCGAUGUUCAGGCUCGCCUCCUCUCAGAUAAGUGUAAGGAGCGUCUACACCAGAGUGGCUCCAAUAAGCUCAACUUCGGAGAUCCUCGAUGGAUCGAGUGCAAGCGCUCAAUCACCACCAAUGGGGUGAUUAACAAUCUGCGCAUCCGACGCAAACUUGGCCAACAGUUCAUCAAGUUAACCUCUAGAGGAGCUACGAAGACUUCCCGUUCCAAAUCGGAGAAGGCGGGCUCGCCGUUGACGCAAAAGGAGGCAGCUAACGGUUUCCCCCCGACUCCUUCGAUUUCCCACUCCCGUAGCACCAAUAUGGCCGAUGCUGGACGUGGCGACAACUUCGGCUCUGCCGAGAGUCGACCACGCGCCACUCUGCCAGUCACCAACUCUCGGCCCAUCCGUCCACAGCAGAACGCGCGAAUGUCCACCCCCGCAACCACAAUGGCAACGCGCUUUAGUGAACGUCUUCCAUCCCCCGUGGAAUGCCUCUGCGUCCCACAGGGGGUGCCACUGGCAGGACCAGUCAGAGAAGCUCCCAUCACCCCCACCUCUAUCUCACAACGGCCUCCGAUUCCACCGAAGAAUUUUGUUCUCCUGGCCAGCAAUAAGUGCAGCUAUGAAGUUCGAUCCCGCUACCUGGAGUACACUGCACUUUCCAUCAUCCGUGGAGCGAAGAUGCUUUUUGAGUGUUGGAAGCCAUCCCACCAACAGACUGUCUCGUCCACAAUGCACAAUUCAGUGUUCAACGCAAAGAUUCGAAAUUACGGACAAAUGGUAGAGGAGGAGAAGGAGGAGGGGACUCAAUUCCAUUGCAGCACCGCAUCCCCACCCAUCCCUCGCCGCAACUUCCAAAACACUUUCCCCUCCGCUCCCUUCUCUUCCACCUCCUACUCGGAGAGAUUCAAGUCCACCAGCUUUGACCAAGACACGAAUACACCCCCUCCGGCUCUUCCACCGCGCCGCCCCUCCCUCCAGCCCACACACCGGCCCCGCCCACCAUUACCUCAAUUACCACCGUCGGUAGUAAUGACUAGCUUCUCCUCCGUCGCUUCUACCUCGGCGACACGCGUCAACUCCACGCCUGACUUGUUGGACGGGGCAGGUAGCAGUGGCGGAGGCGGAAGCACCAGUAGCGAAUCGGUGUUAGCCAGCAGCGCCUCCUUGCGAACGGUGGACAGUGUUGAUGGAAGGGGUAGUGGUGGGGAGGCUGGUGCGGAGAGACUAACACCUCUGGGGUUUCGACCGCCAUGUGCCUUCCCACGAUCAAAUAGUAGCAGGCACGUUGAAGCCCCAUACGAUAUCUGUAUCAAUUCUAAGUACAUCGACUCAACUGUAAUUAAUUUCAAACCCUGGAUUCUUAAUUAUGUCAUAAGAAUGUACCUUGUCUCUGCCACAACUCGAGACCAAAUAUACCAACAUCCAGGACAUCCUAAACUGCGCAGUAAUUUAGUCAAUCCUCAGACCUGGCAGUGGGCUGAGAUUCGCUGA